This is a messenger RNA of Parnassius apollo (apollo), 276 nucleotides long. The record is from the annotation of a GenBank genome assembly. Lineage: Eukaryota; Metazoa; Arthropoda; Insecta; Lepidoptera; Papilionidae.
AUGAACAAGCCGCGAAGAAAAUAUAAAGAUUACGAUGAGAGCUUACUAAACAUUGCUGUAGGUCUCGUCGAAAAUAAAAAUAUUACUUCAUACGACGCUGAGAAACAAUUUGGUAUCCCUCGCCGCACGAUUUUAAAUAAAGUAAAACAAAAACACACGAAAAAAGUCGGAUGUCCCACCAAACUGCCACCAGCUGAUGAACAGAAAAUAGUCAGUUGUUUAAUUCUUUGUGGAGAAUAUGGGUAUCCUAUUACUAGCUUUGAAUUAAGAUCAUGA